This is a messenger RNA of Bombus pyrosoma, 869 nucleotides long. It is a transcript of the gene Prosbeta1, whose product is annotated as proteasome subunit beta type-6. The transcript has 5 exons. NCBI's taxonomy places the organism in Eukaryota, Metazoa, Arthropoda, Insecta, Hymenoptera, Apidae. The record is from RefSeq and is a predicted model, not a curated record. Gene Ontology annotation, molecular function: threonine-type endopeptidase activity. The coding region runs from base 79 to 777 and encodes 232 amino acids. Gene Ontology annotation, cellular component: proteasome core complex.
AUGGACACACUGUAGUCGCAAAUCAACUUCCAACAUUGAACAGUCAAGCGGAAAGAGCAUUCUUAGAAUUUUUGAAAAAUGGCAUAUAUGAUGGAUAAUUUAGUUCAACCUAAUAUAAGUUCAAUUGCCAGUAAUUUGGGCCCAGAUUGGCUUUCUUCUGAGCAAAGUACAGGAACAUCAAUCAUGGCUUGUGAGUUUGAUGGAGGAGUUGUAAUUGGAGCAGAUUCUAGAGCCACUACUGGGGCUUAUAUCUCCAAUCGUUUUGCUGAUAAGCUGACUAAAAUCACUGAUCACAUUUAUUGUUGUCGUUCUGGUUCUGCGGCAGAUACCCAAGCUAUUUCAGACAUAGUUGCAUAUCAUUUGAGUCUGCACAAAAUGGAGCUGGGCAUGGAACCUUUAGUAGAAACAGCAGCAAAUGUGUUUCGUGAAUUAUGUUACAAUUACAGGGAUUCCUUAAUGGCAGGAAUCUUGGUGGCAGGAUGGGAUAGUCGUAAAGGAGGUCAAGUUUAUAGUAUUCCCCUAGGUGGUAUGUGUGUACGACAACCAAUUUCCAUUGGAGGAUCUGGUUCAACCUAUGUGUAUGGUUACAUGGAUGCACAAUACAAGCCAAACAUGUCAAGGGAUGAAUGUGUUAAACUUGUUGAAAACACAUUGGCAUUGGCAAUGUCUCGUGAUGGUAGCAGCGGUGGUGUCAUCCGAAUUGGCGUUAUUACGGAAAAAGGUGCUGAAAGAAAAGUUAUAUUAGGUAACGAAUUACCGCGUUUCUACGAGGGAUAAAAGUUGUGAACACUAAAUCCAAUUUAUCCUAUAUUUUUUAAAAUUCUGUAUCAAUCACGUGUUAUUUCUUAAUUAAAUUAAUGUAAAAAAUA